UCUUACAAAUUAACACUCCAAUGACCUAGUUUUCAACCAGAAAUUGACGCAGCACUCCAAUUACCUAGUCUCAUGCUUGUUUACAAUGUGCUUGCUAGAAAGGAUGAUGGAACUGUUCGUAGCUAAGUUUUCUUAAUGUAGGUGGAAAAGUCGGGCAGCCGAAACGAGCCGGGCUAAUCUGGGGGUGGUUGGAACAGUUCGACGAAUCGGUGGUGAUGACGGAAUACUGACGCACAUGGUGGCCGACGCCCUACGUCUUGGAACUUCAGCAAUGAGAGAAGCAGUGGAGAGAAAAAAUGGGAAUUUGCUCACCGGCAGAAACAUAAAGCCAUAAUCCACUUGUACCUUGGGCUGGUGUCUCGAUGGCGCGUGUUGUGAACGAAAUCAUGCUCUGCUCGGUUCUUUUUGUUAUCUAUAAGGCGCUUGUUGCGUCUUGUCAGGUUGGAGGAGGAGAAGGGAACGAUCUCGAGCAGGUGGGUGUUCUUUCUUUGGACAAGAAUGGGGGUAUCAUUGGAGAAGAUGAUGGAGUUAUGAAGCGAGAACGUGAGGUUUCUGUGGGAUAUCCUUUGGUAGUAAGCACAUGGCCCUUCAUCAAGGCCGUCAGGGCAGCAUGGGAAGCGGUGCGCAAUGGGUAUUCGGCCAUUGAUGCAGUAGUCGAGGGGUGCUCCGCAUGUGAGGAAUUGAGAUGUGAUGGCACUGUUGGGCCUGGAGGAAGUCCAGAUGAAAAUGGAGAGACCACAAUUGACGCUCUGCUUAUGGAUGGGGCAACCAUGGAAGUUGGGGCUGUUGCUGCUAUGAGAUACGUAAAAGAUGGAAUCGCAGCUGCAAGAUUAGUCAUGAGACACACCAGGCAUACUCUGCUUGUUGGGGAGAUGGCUUCGAGAUUUGCAAUUUCCAUGGGUCUUCCAGGACCAGCUGAUCUAAGCUCCCCAGAUUCCAUGGAUAAAUGGACUAAAUGGAAGGAGAAUUCAUGCCAACCUAAUUUCUGGAAGAAUGUGUCUCCUUCUCAUGGAUGUGGGCCUUAUCUUCCUGUUGAUGAAACAUCAACUGCAACCAAUGGAUGCAAUUCAACGAUUGGGUUACCUGAAUCUUGCCGUAUCAACCGACACAGCCAUGACACAAUCUCCAUGGCAGUCAUUGACGAGAGGAGGCAUAUUGCUGUCGGUACAUCGACAAAUGGUGCUACCUUCAAAAUCCCUGGAAGGGUUGGUGAUGGGCCUAUUGCUGGUUCUUCGUCCUAUGCUGAUGAUGAAGUCGGUGCUUGUGGAGCAACAGGUGAUGGUGACAUCAUGAUGCGCUUCCUCCCCUGUUACCAAGUUGUUGAAAGCAUGAGGCUGGGCAUGGAGCCCAAAAGAGCUGCUGAAGAUGCCGUUCUGCGGAUUGGACGCAAAUACCCAGAUUUUGUUGGUGCUGUUUUCGCCGUGAACAGGGAUGGUGUGCAUGGUGGUGCUUGCUAUGGAUGGACUUUCCAAUACUCAGUGAGGAGUCCAAACAUGCAAGAUGUGGAAGUGUUCACCGUUCUGCCUCUAAGUGUAAGAUGAUAUCCAGCAGUCUGUCUGUUGAUUCCAGAUACUGUGAUAUUAUGAUUCAUCGCCACAGUAAUCGCUAUUUACUUGUAUUAUAUGCAAAAACGGGGUGUAUCCACUUACCUCGACGCUUUACUUUCAGUGCGUCAAUCCAAAUAUUUUCUUAA
Molecule: messenger RNA, 1693 nt
Organism: Nymphaea colorata (pocket water lily)
Lineage: Eukaryota; Viridiplantae; Streptophyta; Magnoliopsida; Nymphaeales; Nymphaeaceae
Product: probable isoaspartyl peptidase/L-asparaginase 3
Exons: 7
Coding region: 363-1541 (392 amino acids)
Biological process (GO): protein deglycosylation
Molecular function (GO): N4-(beta-N-acetylglucosaminyl)-L-asparaginase activity
Source: RefSeq, a predicted model, not a curated record